Molecule: messenger RNA, 1213 nt
Organism: Schistocerca piceifrons (Central American locust)
Lineage: Eukaryota; Metazoa; Arthropoda; Insecta; Orthoptera; Acrididae
Exons: 3
Coding region: 1-807 (268 amino acids)
Source: RefSeq, a predicted model, not a curated record
AUGUUCGUGUGGACAGCAGUAGUGACGCUGAUGCUGGCUGGCGCCGGGUGGGCGCUGGAGCAGCCAGGCGCGACCGCGAUGCCAGCCGUGACGGCGACCGCCGACCCCGCCAAGGCGGGCGCUGCUGCGGCGGCGCCGGCCACGGAAGACGCCUGGAGCUACGUGCAGACCUGCGCCGACCGGCCAGACGUCGCUACUUGCCUCGAGGAGAGCGCCGUGCUCGCGCUCAAGCAGCACCUCCCAGCCGGAGGUGCCCGCAGCGAGUCAGAAGAGGAAGAUGACGAUGACCACGGCCUGCUGGACCUGUUGUCGCUGGGCGUGUCGAGGCUCUUCCAGGAUGGCGAGGAGGAAGCUGGCCUGUCCAAGGAGGACGACGAAGAGGAGGGCAGCGAGCAAGAAGAAUCCCAGGAGGCCGGCAGGCAGAUCGACGAAGCCCGAGGCAAGAAGAAGAAGAAGAAGGAGGCGCUGAUGAAGCUCUUCAUGCUGGGCAUGCUCAUCAAGUCGAAGAUCAGCUUGCUGAUGGGCGCGCUCGGCACGAUCCUGCAGCUGAAAUUCCUGGGCCUGGCCGUGCUGAACCUGCUGGUUGGGCUGUUCCGGCUGUGGCUCGAGUGGCUGAACAAGAAGACGCCACAGAAGGUGAUCUACUACGAGCACGCGCAGCACCAGCACCACUACGAGCACGAGCACCACUACGACGACGAGAACAAGGGCGGCUGGUCCGGGCUCUGGAGCCGCAGCAUCGACGGACAGCCCGCCGACGCGCACGCCAUGGCCUACUCGGCGCACCAACCCGCCUCCGGCAACUGAGCUCAGCUGCCACCACACUGCCCACGGCGCAUCGGAAGGCCGAACAGAUAAACCCCUAACAAUCUUUACUAAACUCACGGUUAUCGUAUAGUUUCCCUUUAGUCGUCGCGUCACGUCACGUCACAUUACCCCGUUGCUGAACACAAGACAGCACUCACCUUCCGCGUCCGAGAGAGCAUCACAGAUUACAAUAUCAGUGACAGCACUGAUACAUUAAGGAGAAACAGCUCCAGUACCUCAGUCUCCAACAUUUACGUAUCAUUAUAACAGUAUUGCCAGUAUAAAACUCCACAAAUACUUCCAAAGGAUUAUGUUUAUUUAUUUAUUUAUUUAUUUAUUACAUUCAGUCAAGUAUUCCAAGAACGAAUAUUUUUAACACUUAACAACGAGCUUUAAGCUUCUUUCA